This is a messenger RNA of Coniosporium apollinis CBS 100218, 201 nucleotides long. Its product is annotated as H/ACA ribonucleoprotein complex subunit 3. Gene Ontology annotation, cellular component: box H/ACA telomerase RNP complex; box H/ACA snoRNP complex. Gene Ontology annotation, biological process: positive regulation of telomerase RNA localization to Cajal body; snRNA pseudouridine synthesis; rRNA pseudouridine synthesis. NCBI's taxonomy places the organism in Eukaryota, Fungi, Ascomycota, Dothideomycetes. The record is from RefSeq and is a predicted model, not a curated record. Gene Ontology annotation, molecular function: box H/ACA snoRNA binding; telomerase RNA binding. The transcript is spliced from 3 exons. Bases 1 to 201 code for a protein of 66 amino acids.
AUGCAUCUCAUGUACAUCCCCGACGCCAGCGGCAAGCGCGUCUACACCCUCAAGAAAGUCCUCGACGGCGCAGUUUCCAAAUCAGCACAUCCGGCAAGAUUCUCACCUGACGACAAGUACUCGAGGCAUCGGGUCACUCUCAAGAAGCGCUAUGGCCUGCUUUUGACGCAGCAAAAUGACAAGAAGGUGCUAGGACAGUAG